Molecule: messenger RNA, 1241 nt
Organism: Verruconis gallopava
Lineage: Eukaryota; Fungi; Ascomycota; Dothideomycetes; Venturiales; Sympoventuriaceae
Exons: 3
Coding region: 155-1219 (354 amino acids)
Molecular function (GO): arylformamidase activity
Source: RefSeq, a predicted model, not a curated record
UUUGCAUCUCAAGGUCGGAAAACGGUUCAAUCGGCUUCUAGCAACGAAGAAAAAAUGUACGAAUCGAUAGGUCAUCCAGGAAAGAAUCCAUGGAAAAGGACAUCCGCUGAGGGAGGGGCGUACAGCGCCGUUCUGCCGUUGCUCUAUACGUUCGAUGCAUUUAAUCCAUCCUAAGCAAUUUUGGCAGGCUAGGGAAAAAGAAAAGAAUAGUAUUCGCAAGCCCAUUUCGACAAUGAAGACAUCAGACUUGCCGCUGUGGAAGGACAUGCCUGCCGUGCCAGGAAUGCCUCACGGCUUCGCAUGGGGCUUAUUCGACAAGGAUGGCAAGCGUGACGAGCUGGGCACGCUGAACAAGCUGUCGCCAGAAGCCGUUCUUGCCGCACGUGACGAGAUCAAGACGGGCGUGUCCGUGUCGCUGAACUGGGGCCUCGAGAAGCAGCACCAACCUGGAUAUGGGCGCAGCAGCCUGCAGCACAGGCUCGUGGACUGGAAGAAGAAGGCCCUGGAGCUGGGCACGCCGCCUUUCUUCUCUUACGACGACGAGAUCAGCGUGAACACGCAGGCCGGCAGCCAGUGGGACGGGCAGCGACACUGGGCGCACCAGGCCACGGGGUUGUACUACAACGGCCUCGCGCACGACGAGGUGCCGGACAGCUGCCACCUCGGCGUCGACCACUGGUCCAAGGCGGGCGGCAUCGUGGGGCGCGGCAUCCUGGUGGACUUCGCCUCGUACGCGGAGGAGCGCGGCAUCGCGUACGACCCGAUGACGGCGUACAAGAUCCCGCUGGACACGGUGAAGGCGAUCGUGGCCGAGAAGCGGAUCGAGAUCCGGCCGGGCGACAUCCUGCUGAUGCGCUCCGGCUGGGUGAAAUGGUACGAGGAGCACUCGCAGGACGAGCGCACGCAGAAGAUCUCGCACGGCAGCGCCUGGAUCGGCAUGGAGGCCAACCAGGAGUCCAUCGCGUGGCUGUGGGACAACCAUUUCGCCGCCGUCGCCGGCGACAGCAUCGGCUUCGAAACCGCGCCUCUGGAUCCCGUCUACUCUUUUCAUGACAACUGCAUUGCUGGAUGGGGGAUGCCCAUAGGGGAGAUGUGGGAUCUAGAGGCUCUGGCAGACGAGUGCAAGAAGCAGAACCGAUGGAGCUUCUUCCUCACAAGCGCGCCGCUCAACUUGAAGGGCGGGGCGGCGUCGCCUCCGAACGCGAUUGCCAUCUUCUAGCGUAGAAUUCAUUUCAAACGAC